Pyricularia pennisetigena is the source of this 366-nucleotide messenger RNA. RefSeq lists its product as uncharacterized. NCBI's taxonomy places the organism in Eukaryota, Fungi, Ascomycota, Sordariomycetes, Magnaporthales, Pyriculariaceae. The coding region runs from base 1 to 366 and encodes 121 amino acids. The record is from RefSeq and is a predicted model, not a curated record. The transcript has 2 exons.
AUGGUCGGGCUGGCUCGUUGUCGGUCCAGACUGGUGCGCUGUCGGUCCAGGCUGGUUCUGGGCAGGUCUUGCUCCUCUUCCAACCUCCCAAGUCGCUGCUGGAAGAAUGGCGCCCUGGAAGUAGGGCGACUCCUGUCCGAGACUGGGCCUGAACUAUGGGACAACGACCGGUUCAGAUCCGUGUUCGACGAUGGCGUACCGCCCACGGGGUGCGACCCCAAGGCAAGAUUGAAACGUCCGGUGCCCGACGCGGCCGGCAUUUCAGCCGUGACGGGCCUCGACGACCCAACCAUGCCGUGUUCGCUGUUGAGCGAGUCUCUGUUCCGAGCACCCGGCGGCCCGGGCAUUGCAACCCCCCUGGGAUAG